AUUGCACAUGAACAGAAUAUAAGGAAAUAAGCCAAGCGAAGGGAGAAAUCGUUUAUAUAUCUCUCUCAAACCUCCGUUGGUUCGCUUCUAACCCUAGCUAGGGUUUUCAUCGUCCACAUCCACCUAUCAGUUUCGAUUCAAGAUAUUUAUUGUUUGAUUUCUUUGUCUCUGUUCUUGAAUCCAAGCUUCGUGUCGGAAUCCUUGAAGAGACAUGUACGGAUCCAGGGGGGCAAUGUAUGGGAGCGGGGGGUUAUCGGAUGGGUACGAGAUCGGCUCAAAGAGACCAAGAAUGAUGGAAUCCAAUCCCUACUUCGCAGUGAGCAGCGGUUCAGGCGGCUACCAUCCGUACGACUACACCGGUGGAUUCCAGCCUUCAACAUUUCCCGUGGUCCGUCUUAGAGGCCUGCCAUUCAACUGCACAGAUGUUGAUAUCUUCAAGUUUUUUUCUGGACUGGAGAUCGUGGACGUGCUGAUGGUCAACCAGAGUGGCCGGUUUUCUGGAGAAGCGUUUGUGGUAUUCACGCGAUCAAUGCAGGCUGAACUCGCCCUCCAAAAAGACCGCCAGAACAUGGGCCGGAGGUACGUGGAAGUGUUCAAGUGCAAGAAGCAGGAUUACUAUCAUGCUGUGGCGGCUGAGGUGAAAUACGAAGGGAUCUUUGAUAACGAUUACCAUGGAAGCCCGCCACCAUCUGCUCGAUCUAAAAGAUUUCAAGAUAAGACUCAACUGGAGUACACUGAGAUCCUGAAGCUAAGAGGGCUCCCAUUUUCCGUCAAGAAAUCAGAGAUUCUCGAGUUCUUCAAAGACUUUAAGGUUGCGGAUGGGAAAGUACACAUUGGUUGCAGGCCAGAUGGGAAAGCGACAGGGGAGGCAUAUGUGGAGUUUGAAUCAGCCGAUGAAGCGAAGCAAGCCAUGUCGAAAGACAAGAUGAUGAUCGGGUCACGCUAUGUGGAGCUGUUCCCUUCGACUCCAGAUGAAGCGAGGCGAGCCGAGUCUAGAUCUAGGCAGUAACAAGAAGUUUGUUUGUGGUUUCUGUGGGCUUCACAUUGGUAUUCCUUCCAGAUUUUGCAAAUGUGAUAUUAUUAUCAUCUUUUUUUGGUUUUGUUGACUAUGUUCAUCAGUCAGACAUUGAUGAUUAGAUCUUCACAUGUUAUGGUAUUUGCCAGAACAUCAGACUUAUUUUCAUUAUAAUGUUUUUGCUUAGUUUUUGAUAUAUUGUUUAGUUCGUGUUUGUAGUUUA
Messenger RNA from Cynara cardunculus var. scolymus (artichoke), 1238 nucleotides. Its product is annotated as heterogeneous nuclear ribonucleoprotein F. Gene Ontology annotation, cellular component: ribonucleoprotein complex. Gene Ontology annotation, molecular function: RNA binding. Bases 212 to 1009 code for a protein of 265 amino acids. The record is from RefSeq and is a predicted model, not a curated record. The transcript is spliced from 2 exons. Lineage: Eukaryota; Viridiplantae; Streptophyta; Magnoliopsida; Asterales; Asteraceae.